Messenger RNA from Paramecium pentaurelia, 2321 nucleotides. Lineage: Eukaryota; Ciliophora; Oligohymenophorea; Peniculida; Parameciidae. The record is from the annotation of a GenBank genome assembly.
AUGAGAAAUCUUUUGGUGUUUGGAAUAUUGGAUCAUGUGUUAUAUAUGAGUUUUGUAGGUAGUUCUGAUUAUUCAAUUGCUUUGAUAUGUUUAUCAGCUGGAAUAUUGUCAACUAGAUUGUUAAAAGAAAAUAAUUUGAUAUUUUCAAUCAUCAAUGUGAGCACAAUAAUAAUAAUGGUUUUGAAUGCUAUGUUAUUGUAAUCACCAAUAAUGUAUGUGGCUGUAGGUUGUUCAAUCAUUAUGGCAAUGAAAUCAUGGUGGACAUGUUUUAUCAGCGCAAUUGGUAUCAUAGUGAUAAGUUUAAAAAUUGAUAUUAUCACAAUUUGUGAAAUAUUGGCAUUCCUAUCAACAAGUGCAGCAUAUUUAUUAUACAAUCAUUAUAAAAAUAAAUCUAAAAUCAAAGAAACAUCAAAAUCUGAAAUUGUCAGCAUGAUAACAAAAAGGGAUUCAAUAUAAUAUAAAUAGAAUGUUUUAGAAAUUGGUUAAUAAUCACCGAACAAAGAAUUUGAACAAACAGAAUACAAUUUAUUUAAAAAAUUAUUAACAGCAUUUCCUGAUGGAGUUUUAAUAUUAGAUGAAUAAUAUAAUAUUUAAUUUAGUAAUUCAGCAUUUAGAAGUUUAAUGAAUGAAACCUUUGUUGAUGUUGCAAAAUAGAAAUUGUUAACUCUAAGAAAUGCAAUUAAUUCAGAAUAAGAUAAUUAUUAAUAAUUGUUUUUGAUUUUAUAUAAAAAGUUGAAAUCUAGAUCAAAAAGCUUAGGUAAUGAAAAAUCAGAUUACAUAUAAUUAAAGAGCUCUGUUGAUUAGGAAGAAGAAGAUUAAAAUAAUUAAGACAAUGAAUAACAUUAUAAUAAUUUGUCAUAAUCUCCAAUAAUCAUUGAUGAAGUUAAGUAAAUUUUUAAAUAAAUGUUGGAAAGAGAGCCUAAAUAAGAUUUAAAUUCAUUUACAUUAAAGUUCUUUUAAGAUAUCAGCAUUAUAUGUUAAGGAGAGAUGUAAAAGAUAUUUUAAGUGAUCUUGAAACCUUACAUUGCAUAUAGUAAAGGAUUCAUUUUAUUUAUAAUAAGAGACAUAACUCAUGUUAAUUAAAUAGCUGCUCUAGAAAAAACAAAUUUUAAUAAAUCUCAAAUGUUAUAUAAAAUAGCACAUGAAUUCAAAACACCUUUAAACAUUAUUAUACAAAGUGUUGGUAAUGUGUUAAACCCUAAUCAUAACGCAAACGAAUAAUGUAUAAAGUAGUUAGAAAAAUCAAUGUAACCAAUAAAAUCAAUGGCUUCAUCAUUAUUAAGUUUAGUGAAUGAUCUAUUGGAUGUAGCAUAGUUGAAAGCUGGAAAAUUUAAUUUGUAAUUUUAAUAAGUAAAGAUAACUGAAUUAAUAAAUGAAAUAAUUGAGAUAAUGAAAAUAUAAGCUAAUUCUAAAGGACUUUAUAUGAAAUUAGAAUAGUAGAAACAUGUUCCUUAAUAAAUAACAACAGAUCCAAAUAGAGUUAAAUAAAUUAUUUUAAAUUUAUUAUCAAAUGCCAUAAAAUUUACAGAAAUAGGAGGGAUUACUAUUAAUUUAGAUUCAGAUGAAGAUUGUGUUGAAAUUAAAGUGAAGGAUACUGGAAUAGGGAUACCGAAAAAUGAAUAAAAUAAAUUAUUUACUGCUUUUGGUAGGUUGGAAAAUAGUGAUAAUAUAACAGGAGUUGGUUUGGGAUUGAUGAUAUCAAAUAUAUUGGCUUAGAAAUUAGGAUAAGAGAUUAAAGUAUAUUCAGAUGGGGAGAAUCAGGGAUCGACAUUUUCUUUUAAGAUUCUUAAUAAAAGGGAAAUAGAUGAUAGUGUUUGUAUAUUAUAUGAUGAUGAUAAUGAAGGGAUUGUGAAUUAGUUAAGAAAUAUACCUUAGAUGUGCAAAUAUAAUGAAAUGGUUUAAUCCCCUAGUAAUAUUAGUAUGUGUUAAUGUGUACAAAUAUUAAUUGUGGAUGAUAUGCCUUUUAAUAUUUCAAUUAUUGAGAACUAGCUAAAACAAUAUGAUAUAAUAAUAGACAAAGUAUUCAUUAUGAAUUUAAAGUAUUUUUUAAGGCAUACUCUGUGAAGGAGGCAAUCGCUAAAAUUGAUGCAUAUAAUGGAUGCAAUCUACAUUCAACAUAUUAGUAUAUAUUGAUGGAUAUUGAAAUGCCAAUCAUUAAUGGUUAUUAAGCUGUAUCUAUGAUUAGAGAGAGAGUGGAUACACGCAUCAUAGCAUGUUCAGCUCAUUCUAAAAAUGAAAUAUCUUAAUUAUCAUUAUUUGAUGGGUAUCUAUAAAAGCCUAUAAAUGUUAAUUAAAUAUUUCAACUACUAAAACAUAAUUGA